This is a messenger RNA of Metopolophium dirhodum (rose-grain aphid), 1119 nucleotides long. RefSeq lists its product as uncharacterized. NCBI's taxonomy places the organism in Eukaryota, Metazoa, Arthropoda, Insecta, Hemiptera, Aphididae. The coding region runs from base 1 to 1119 and encodes 372 amino acids. The record is from RefSeq and is a predicted model, not a curated record. The transcript has 2 exons.
AUGGAUUCGCGUCAGGCCCUAGCUCUUAUAAUUGCGCAUAAUAUUGUACAAAAAUGGAAGAUAAAAGAAAAAAGAAAAAGGAAAUGUUGGGUUAGGAAAUGGGUGGACCGUCGAAGUGACUUGGGAGCUGCAUCGAACCUUGUAAAUGAGCUUCGGUUGGAGGAUGCACAGCAGUUUAAAAAUUUUAUUCGGAUGUCUGCAGUGCAAUUUGAAAUGCUUUUGGAUUUAAUAAAACACCAGAUUGUCAAGCAAGAUACACAAUUGCGUGAAGCGAUUCCUGUUCAUGACAGAUUAAUGUGUCCUUCUAGCACAGAAGAAUUGAAGAAAUAUGCAGAUCAAUUUGCAUUAAAAUGGCAAUUCCCACAUUGCUUUGGAGCAAUUGACGGCAAACAUAUUACAAUAGUGGCUCCACAAAAUAGUGGAAGCCUUUACUAUAACUAUAAGAACACACACAGCAUUGUUUUGAUGGGAGUUGCAGAUGCCAAUUAUAAAUUAAUUUAUGUUGAUGUUGGUUGCAAUGGUAGAAUUUCGGACGGAGGGGUGUUUAAUAACUGCUCCCUACACGAUGCUUUGGAAAGCAAACAGUUAACUCUUCCCGAACCAGAAGCAUUGCCUCAAAGAUAUUUGCCAGUUCCAUACAUAAUGGUAGCAGAUGAUGCCUUUGCUAUGACGUCAUACAUUUUAAAGCCCUAUGGGUUUCGAAAUCAACCUGCGCCGAAUCGAAUUUUUAACUAUAGACUAAGCAGGGCUCGUCGUAUUAUAGAAAAUGUAUUUGGCAUUAUGUCAAGUAAAUUCAGAGUCCUCCGUAAACCAAUACAUUUAGUGCCUCACAAAGUAAAAUAUGUUACUCUGGCAAUAUGUGCAUUGCAUAACUUUUUGAUUUCUACAUCAAAUUAUUAUUUGUGCCCGGGUUCGGUUGAUUUGGAAAAUCCUAUUACUCGUGAAAUUAUAAAUGGUGAAUGGCGAAAUGAACUCCAACCAGAAGGAACAUUGUUUCCACUAGAAAGGGGACGGCAGCGGAAUUAUUCAAUAUCUCAAAAAGAUGUGAGAGACGAAUUUAGAGAAUAUUUUAUGACAACUGCUGGUGAGGUUCAAUGGCAAUAUCAAUUCAUAAGUUGA